AUGGAAUUCGGCACCGCUAUAGCUGCCCUGGCCGGUGGAACGGCUCUAGCAGCUUAUCUUGAUGCCAAAUUCCACCUCCGCAAAGAUACAGGGGUCCUGCUAGCAGUGAAACGGGGAGAGCGUGCUCUCGCGCGUGCUGUUUCCGACGGUAGAGUAAAUGCUUGGUUCGUUUUUCUAGAGACAGCAAAGAAAUACCCCAACACAACUGCGAUCUGGACCCGAGAACAGACUUUCACCUACCGUGAUCUCCAUGAAAAAGCUUGCCAAUAUGCCCAUUAUUUCCUAUCUGAAGGAGUGCAAAAGGGCGACCUAGUCGCUUUCUACCUCCAGAAUCGCGCAGAGUUUCUGUUCGCAUGGAUUGGUCUGUGGAGCAUUGGCUGCGCACCAGCCGCAAUCAACUACAACCUUUCAGGCGAAGCUCUGAUCCACUGCUUGAAGAUUAGCGGUGCAAAACUCAUACUGGCAGAUGAGGAUCCGACCUGCCUCGCAAGUAUGGAAGAUUGCCAGGCGACACUCACGACCGAACUUGGGAUGAAGCCUGUGACGCUGAACGACUCGUUCAGGGACCACAUCAGCACCUUUCCGACAACAGACCCACCGGUCGAAUUGUCUCUCAAUGUGAAGGCAGAUUUUCCUUCGAUUCUACUGUAUACGUCUGGAACAACCGGAAUGCCUAAGGCCACCGCAUUCACCACGGGCCGAAUGUUCGGCGGAUUCACCACGCGCUCUGUCGCGGUUGGCGAUAAACCAGGACCAGAUGGAGAUCGUUGGUACAGCUGCAUGCCACUUUAUCAUGGCACCGCAGCUAUCUGUGUCGGCACAGCUCUAUCACUCGGAGUCAGCGUUGCAUUAGCCCUGAAAUUCAGCGUCCGCAAUUUCUGGACUGAUAUCCGUGACAGCGACUCUACAUUCUUCGUUUACGUUGGAGAAACCGCUCGCUACCUACUCGCGCCUCCACCUUCUCCCCAGGACCGGGACCACAAAGUAAGAGGCAUGUACGGUAACGGACUUAGACCCGAUGUCUGGGAGAAAUUCCGAGAACGAUUCGGUGUCCCUGAGAUCUUCGAGUUCUUCAGUAGUAGUGAGGGUGUUUUCAACUUGAUUAAUGGCAAUGCUGGUCCAUUUACAGCUGGAUGUGUUGGUCAUCAUGGCGCACUGCUGCGUGGGAUUUUCCGGAAUACCUACGUUCCUGUUUCUAUUGACUCGGAGACUGGCGAGGUUCUUCGCGACAGCAAGACUGGAUUCGCUAUUCGUCCUUCUUUGGAGGAAGGUGGUGAGAUCCUUGUCAAUAUUCCGAGUGAGGAGGUUUUCCAAGGGUACUGGAAAAAUGGGUCAGCCACACAGAAGAAAUUCCUACGUGAUGUAUUCGUCAAGGGUGAUUUGUAUUACCGUACUGGUGAUGCUCUUCGUCGUCAGGAUGAUGGCCGUUGGUACUUUGUCGAUCGGCUUGGUGACACAUUCCGCUGGAAGAGUGAGAACGUUUCAACUGCGGAAGUUGCCGAGGUUCUGGGUCGAUUCCCCGGUAUCCAAGAAGCCAACGUCUACGGUGUCCUCAUUCCCAACCACGAAGGUCGCGCCGGUUGUGCAGCACUUCAAAUUGCUCCCGAGGCACGGAAAAGUCUUGACUACGCGGAACUCGCUCGCUUUACGCGCUCUAAGCUGCCUCGUUAUGCCGUCCCUGUGUUCCUGCGUGUGGUUGAAAACUCUAGCCACAUCCACAACAAUAAGCAGAACAAAGUGCCACUCAGAGAUGAAGGCGUUGAUCCGGCAUUGAUUGGUACUAAGGUACCUGAAGGCAAGGAAGAUCAUUUCUUGUGGCUCGGCCCCGGUGAGGAGGCAUACAAGCCCUUCGGAGAGAAGGAUUGGGCACGUCUGACAGAGGGUGGUGCUCGCCUGUAA
This is a messenger RNA of Penicillium pulvis, 1899 nucleotides long. Its product is annotated as putative very-long-chain acyl-CoA synthetase family protein (CefD1). The transcript has 4 exons. The record is from RefSeq and is a predicted model, not a curated record. Gene Ontology annotation, molecular function: long-chain fatty acid-CoA ligase activity; long-chain fatty acid transmembrane transporter activity. Bases 1 to 1899 code for a protein of 632 amino acids. Lineage: Eukaryota; Fungi; Ascomycota; Eurotiomycetes; Eurotiales; Aspergillaceae.